AUGUCUUCAUUAUAUACUAAGUUGGUUAAAGGGGCGACCAAAAUAAAGAUGGCCCCUCCAAAGCAAAAAUAUGUGGACCCUAUUCUCUCGGGCACUUCGAGCGCAAGAGGAUUGCAAGAGAUUACCCACGCAUUGGAUAUAAGGUUGUCUGAUACAGCCUGGACCAUUGUUUAUAAGGCAUUGAUUGUGUUGCAUCUGAUGAUACAACAAGGCGAAAAAGAUGUCACGCUAAGGCACUAUUCCCAUAAUUUGGAUGUUUUCCAAUUGAGAAAGAUUUCGCAUACUACUAAGUGGUCUUCCAAUGAUAUGAGGGCUUUGCAGAGAUACGACGAAUACCUAAAAACACGUUGUGAAGAGUAUGGCAGGCUAGGUAUGGAUCACCUACGAGACAAUUACUCCUCGCUAAAGCUGGGCAGUAAGAACCAGCUUUCAAUGGAUGAAGAGCUAGAUCAUGUUGAAUCAUUGGAAAUUCAAAUUAAUGCCUUGAUAAGGAAUAAAUACUCUGUUUCAGAUUUAGAAAACCAUUUGUUAUUGUAUGCAUUCCAAUUGUUAGUACAAGAUUUACUAGGUCUGUACAAUGCUCUUAAUGAAGGUGUCAUUACACUUUUAGAAUCAUUCUUCGAAUUGUCCAUUGAGCACGCAAAAAGAACACUGGAUCUCUAUAAGGAUUUCGUGGAUAUGACAGAAUAUGUUGUUAGAUACCUAAAAAUAGGAAAAGCUGUCGGUUUGAAAAUCCCCGUUAUCAAACAUAUUACUACAAAGUUAAUUAACUCCCUUGAGGAGCAUUUGAGAGAGGAAACAAAAAGACAAAGAGGUGAACCUUCUGAACCGCAGCAAGAUAGAAAACCAUCUACGGCCAUUAGCUCUACCAGUAGUCACAAUAACAACAGCAAUGACAAGAAUAAGUCUAUAGCGCAGAAGAAACUGGAACAGAUAAGGGAACAAAAAAGACUGCUGGAGCAACAAUUACAAAACCAACAGUUGCUCAUUUCCCCCACGGUCCCACAAGAUGCUUACAACCCAUUUGGAUCACAACAGCAAGAUUUAAAUAAUGACACCUUUUCAUUCGAACCAACCCAGCCACAAAUGACCGCUCAAGUCCCUCAACCAACUGCUAACCCCUUCUUGAUACCGCAACAACAGCAACAGGCUUUACAGUUGACAUCUGCGUCUACAAUGCCACAACCAAGUGAGAUACAGAUUACUCCAAAUUUGAAUAAUCAACAAACUGGGAUGUAUGCUUCUAACCUUCAAUACACCCCAAAUUUCACCGGCUCAGGGUUCGGCGGAUACACGACCACCGAGAACAAUGCAAUUAUGACCGGCACUUUAGAUCCAACAAAAACGGGGUCUAACAACCCAUUUUCGCUAGAAAAUAUUGCCAGAGAACAGCAACAACAAAAUUUCCAAAACUCCCCAAAUCCUUUUACCCUCCAACAAGCACAAACCACCCCGAUUCUUGCUCAUAGUCAAACAGGUAAUCCAUUUCAGGCUCAAAACGUGGUGACAUCACCAAUGGGCACAUACAUGACGAAUCCCGUGGCCGGUCAACUUCAGUAUGCCUCUACUGGUGCGCAGCAGCAACCACAAAUGAUGCAGGGUCAGCAAACAGGGUAUGUUAUGGUUCCCACUGCGUUUGUCCCCAUCAAUCAACAACAGCAACAACAGCAGCAUCAGCAAGAAAAUCCUAACUUAAUAGAUAUAUAG
Molecule: messenger RNA, 1707 nt
Organism: Saccharomyces cerevisiae S288C
Lineage: Eukaryota; Fungi; Ascomycota; Saccharomycetes; Saccharomycetales; Saccharomycetaceae
Product: Yap1802p
Exons: 1
Coding region: 1-1707 (568 amino acids)
Biological process (GO): endocytosis; clathrin-dependent endocytosis; clathrin coat assembly
Cellular component (GO): cytoplasm; cellular bud neck; plasma membrane
Molecular function (GO): clathrin binding; phospholipid binding; 1-phosphatidylinositol binding
Source: RefSeq, marked reviewed